AAUGAUGCUAAUUCGCUUCACCGAAGAAGAAGAAAAAGAACUUCCUGAUAAAUUAGAUUUAAAAAAGGAAGGAUGUUAAAGUUGGACUGACGGAUCCAGCAGACAUUUUAAUCACAGACUGAUAAUCACCUGACAGAUCUUCAAAUGUCCUACUGGGUCUGCUGCAAUUCCUGCUUUCUUUCUCCGAGUCCUGAGCGCAAACUAGCAGUGACCUCCUGCGGCCAUGUCAUCUGCAGCGUGUGCUAUCAGAAAGGCAACCAUGGCAGGUGUUUAAUAUGCAGUUCCCAGUGCCAAGUAUCACCCCUUUCUGACAAAAGUGGCUCAGAUGUGAAGGCAUUGUUCUCUGACAUUGGUGUGGUGGCAACCAGACAUCUGACAGAGAUCAGCAAAGUUAUAACGUUUCAGACAAGACAUCAGAAGAGGUUGCUGAAUUACUACAAACAAAGGAAUCAGAAACUAGAAGAGUUGUUGGUCAAGAUGAAGCAAGAAAUGCAGCAGAUGGCAAAGACGCUGAAUGAACAGAGCGCCUACAUCUCGAAGCUGGAAAAUGUUCUUCAUCAUCACAGUUUAAAACCAUCGUCUGUGUCUCAGAUCAGCAGCAGUCCUCAAACUCCACAUGGAAAUAAAGACGUCUUUCAGAUUCCAUAUAACUCAUCUGUGUUCCUCCCACGACAUGCUUCAUCCACGAACCUCAGCGAGAGCAUGGAGGGGGAUGAAAGGAGUCUGUUCAGGAAACCAAACUCUGGGCCCAGACUGUCAGUCAUGAAGCCUCCUCAAGAGGGAAUUAUGGGCACCAUCUCCCACAGAUCGUACAACCAGAACCCAGGAACCAGCCACUGUGCACACUCAGCUAUUGUCAGCCGUUUCCCUGCAACACCUUCAACUCCAAAGUCACACAGUCAGAGUUCAGUGUGGAAAUCCCCCAUCUUCAAACCUCCAUCCUCCUUCAGACACUCUAUGUCCUCUCUGGGGUUCCCUCCUUCAUAAAAAUGUCUGGCUUGCAUUUUGGUUCAAACCACCCUUGUUGCAUAUAUAAGUGUGAAAUGUGGGCAGCUUACAUGUUUUAGUUUGUUAAAGACUAAACAUCAGUAGCCAUGUUCUGUCAAACUGCAGAUAAAAUAAACUGAUAAAAAGGA
Molecule: messenger RNA, 1136 nt
Organism: Girardinichthys multiradiatus
Lineage: Eukaryota; Metazoa; Chordata; Actinopteri; Cyprinodontiformes; Goodeidae
Product: probable E3 SUMO-protein ligase RNF212
Exons: 13
Coding region: 145-987 (280 amino acids)
Biological process (GO): homologous chromosome pairing at meiosis; protein sumoylation; reciprocal meiotic recombination
Cellular component (GO): synaptonemal complex
Molecular function (GO): SUMO transferase activity
Source: RefSeq, a predicted model, not a curated record